AUGGGCAAGAAGAAGGACAAGAAGCGCGCCCGAGAAGCCGCAGCCGCAGCCGCAGCCGCCCAAAAUCGCACAUCGGAGGCAACGCCAGCAAUGAACGGUCUCUCACAAGAAGUCCACCCCAUGGCUCCUUUCUCAGACCCCGUCAAAGACCACCAUCAAGGUCCGCCCUCAGGAUCUAUCAACCCGUCGUGGCCUGCGAUGAACGCAGCCAUGGCGUUAAGUGGUGCCGCCAACGGUCCAAGUUAUCUGAUGCCCCAGAUGAUGAACGGGCUUCAGAACUUCGGCAUGCCCAUGCUACAGCCGAACCCAUUUCAGAACCAGCACUUUAUCAAUAUGAACGGUAUGGGGAUGAUGAUGGGGAUGCCAUUUAGCACAAUGCAGCCCAACAUGUUUCCCGGCCAACACCCCGCGCCUGCUCUUGCCCAGUAUGAUUUGGUUCAGAGAGGAAUAGAUGCAUCUGGGCAUGCUCCUCUGCAUACCGAGGAUUUGGGCUCAACAAACCCUCCGCGCAGGUCCCACAGAGCAGCCGCAGCAGCCGCCAAUGCGGCCACCACCAACGCUUCUCUCGAGGCCCCCUCAACGGCUUCACCCAGGAGCAAUAGCAAGAACGGGCGCGCAGCCAUCACAGCACCCAGCGCAGCCUCGGGCGGUGUCCCGGACCCGACGCCCUUGUACCUGGCCCGCGCAUCUUUCCUCCCCAAACGCCGGCCCGACCCUGGUCCUCUCCUGGUGGUGAUCGACCUGAAUGGGACAUUGCUGCACCGCCCGGACAGGAGGAAGCCGCACAACUUCCGCAGGCGUCCGCACGCGGACAGGUUCGUGAGCUACUGCGUCGAGACAUUCUGGGUGGUCAUCUGGAGCUCCGCGCGCCCAGACAACGUCAACCGUAUGGUCGAGACGCUCGUAAACCCGGAGCAGUUGCACAAGGUUGUCGCCGUCUGGGGUCGUGACCGGUUUGGCUUGACGCGCGAGGACUACAACGCGCGGACGCAAUGCUACAAGCGGCUCACAACGCUGUGGGAUGAUCCCGUGGUGAAGAGUAGCUUCCCUUCGGACAGGAGAGGGUACGAAGGCAAGUGUUGGGACCAGGGGAACACGGUGCUUAUUGAUGAUUCGGUGGAGAAGGCGAGGAGUGAGCCGCACAAUGCAAUCACGAUACCGGAGUUCACAGGCGAUUUGGAUGAGACGCUUGAUAUAUUGCCCAAGGUACAUGACUACCUAAACGAGCUAUGUUUCCAGGAGGAUGUGAGCACAUACGUUCGGGUCAACCCAUUCAAGAUGGCGUAG
Diaporthe amygdali is the source of this 1287-nucleotide messenger RNA. RefSeq lists its product as uncharacterized. The coding region runs from base 1 to 1287 and encodes 428 amino acids. Gene Ontology annotation, molecular function: phosphoprotein phosphatase activity. Lineage: Eukaryota; Fungi; Ascomycota; Sordariomycetes; Diaporthales; Diaporthaceae. The transcript has a single exon. The record is from RefSeq and is a predicted model, not a curated record.